Scatophagus argus is the source of this 748-nucleotide messenger RNA. RefSeq names its product WD repeat domain 83 opposite strand (gene wdr83os). Gene Ontology annotation, cellular component: endoplasmic reticulum membrane. Gene Ontology annotation, molecular function: protein folding chaperone. Gene Ontology annotation, biological process: protein insertion into ER membrane. The transcript is spliced from 4 exons. NCBI's taxonomy places the organism in Eukaryota, Metazoa, Chordata, Actinopteri, Scatophagidae. Bases 114 to 434 code for a protein of 106 amino acids. The record is from RefSeq and is a predicted model, not a curated record.
GACAUAGCGAUCCUCUCUACUACGUUUGUGACGGGGCCGAUCAGCUGUCGUUCGGUCGCCAGAGUUUAAAUUUCUUCGCAAAAGGCCACACCAGGAACGAAUUGUGACCCAUAAUGUCUUCCAACAAUAUGGCAGACCCGAGGAGACAAAAUAAGAUUUUAAGGUACAAGCCUCCCAGCACAGAGACCAAUCCCACGCUGGAGGACCCCACACCUGACUACAUGAACCUGCUCGGCAUGAUCUUCAGCAUGUGUGGACUGAUGCUCAAGCUGAAGUGGUGUGCCUGGAUCGCAGUCUACUGCUCUUUCAUCAGCUUUGCAAACUCCAGAAGCUCAGAGGACACCAAACAGAUGAUGAGCAGCUUCAUGUUGUCCAUCUCAGCGGUUGUGAUGUCGUACCUCCAGAACCCACAGCCAAUGUCGCCGCCAUGGUAACCACGGGCCACACACGCACGCACGCACACACACACACACCGAGGAGGACGGAAAUGAACUGCGGAUGUUGGAGUUGGUGAGCAAACAGCUGAUUGGACCCCCUGGCUGUUGAGGAAAAGCAGAGACGGACAGGAAGAUGAAGUGAAAGAGAAGAAGAGAGAAAACAGAAGACCAGGAGUAAAGAAAGAUCAAAUGUUUGACUGCAUUCUCAUGUUUUCCUCUUUUUUUAAUCUUUUCUAAGUUUGUUUGUCCGUGAAAAACAUUUUACUGUUUAGCUGUUGCAGGAUUUCGUAAAUAAAGUCGUAGGGUUUUAA